AUGUCGACAUUCAAGUACCAUUCUCUCUCCGGCUUCGGGGAACAAUGCCGUGACAAGUACGGCUUCAGUGACUCCUGUAUCAUAGGCGACAGAAUGAUAGUUACAGGCCAAACUGGAAUUGAUCCCUUGACUCUGAAAACCUCCCCCAUUUUUGAGGAAGAAGUCACCCAAGCAUUUCAAAACAUCAACGAUCUCAUCCUUCUUACACUCAAGAAAGAAGGCCGCACCAUUGACGAAGGGAAAACGGGCUGGGAUUAUGUCGUCAAACUACAUGCAUAUCUAGUCGAUUUGUCUACCAUGCGGGAUCAGGCCAGGGAGACGAUGAUGCGUCACAUUAAAAGGUUUUGCCCGAAUCAUCAACCAUUGUUUACCAUGGUGGGUGUGGAGAGCUUGCCAUUUUCCGAACAUCGUAUUGAGCUUGAGGUUGAUAUCUGGUUGAAAUGA
Molecule: messenger RNA, 444 nt
Organism: Aspergillus pseudotamarii
Lineage: Eukaryota; Fungi; Ascomycota; Eurotiomycetes; Eurotiales; Aspergillaceae
Product: RidA family protein
Exons: 2
Coding region: 1-444 (147 amino acids)
Source: RefSeq, a predicted model, not a curated record